UAACUAUUAACCUUCUAUGUUAGGUGACCAGGGACAGGUCAUGGUUUUUUUUAUUAUGAUAUUAACGGCGCUGCUUCGAGAGCGAAUAGGUUUACGCGGGUAUACCCUCGACUUUAUCACUUUUUAUCAAUUUUACUUGGUUGGAAAUUGGAGUAAGGGGCUCUUUUGCCUUUGGCCUCUGAGCUUAAAAGAGACUCUCAGAGGAAUGACAUGGCAUCCAUUAUUUUGGUGCAUGUUUAUUCUCCCUUGUCAUAAUCAACAGCCGAAUUAUUCAAUAUUGAUAUAUGCGAAUCAUGUGGCGUUUGUGGCGGUGGUGGCUUCCAUUCAUACAUAUAUCUUUAAAGUUGCCUCACAUCUCGAGCAGCAACCUCUUGCUUCAUUGGUUGACGUUACCUUCAACUUAUUAAACUGCCUACCUACCUGGAUAUCUGCACUUAAUAAGUUUAUUAUUAUUCAAACAAAUAUGCACUUCUAAAACAGGUCGGUGUACGUUACUAGAUACUUUGUACUUUACGACUUACAAAGUUACAACCCUAUCCACUAAAAACAAGUCCGCACUUACACGACUUUUAAACUCUUAUUAUAACAUGGCAUCUCUAAAUAAUAAUUCUUCGGUGGUAGAGGAAGAAGAGGAAGAAGAUGACUACAUGAACAUGACCUUCGGCGAAGAGGAGCCCAAAACAGAAACCUCUCUGCAGCGGCGGCAGCGGCUCAAGCGCGAAGGCGAGAUCAAGGGGCGCGUCAAGUCGAAAGCCGAGCAGGCGGCGGCCGAGCGCGAGGAGCGCGAGAAGGCGCUCAGCCAAUCGCUGCUGGACAGCGCGCGGGCCAAGAAGAGCAAGGGCUUCGCGAUGAUGGCCAAAAUGGGAUUCCAGCCGGGCGUCGCGCUGGGGAGCGCCGACGCCGCCGCGCACGCCCGGCUCGAGCCCAUCCGCCCGCAGGUGAAGGAGGACCGCGGCGGGAUAGGCCUGGACUCGGACCGCAAGCGCGCGCUCGGCGAGGCGGCGGCCCGGACCGAGAAGAGGCGGAAGGUCGACGAGACGGAGUUCCGGGACCGCGUGCGCAGGGAGCGCGAGCAGGCGAGGUUGGAGAGGCAGGUUUAUGCCGCGAUGAAAGUGUGCGAACGCAUGGAUGAGGAAGAGCAAGGGGGUGGUGAUGGUAAUGAUGAUGUCAAGACGAACGGCAGCGACGCAAAUCAGGAAUCAACAUCAACAACAACGACGGAGAAUGAGAAGAAAAAUAAGAAGAGGAAGAGGACAAUAUCUACGCGACCCCUAAAGUCCAUCCCGGUCGUCUGGCGAGGUCUAAUCCGGAACCGGGAGGAAGCCGAGCGGGACCGCCGGAUGCGGCACGACCUAGAGCAGAGCUCGACGCGGCUCCCAACGUACGUGGACGACCUGGAGGACGAGGACGACAAGACGGCGCUGGGGAAGACGGCGGCGGCGUACGUCCCCGUCGAGGACCUUGAGGAGGAAGACGCGGAGCUGGAAGAGUUCAACGCGCUCGAGGUCCAGGAGAGGCUGGAGAGGCUGGUGGAGUACCUGAGGAGGCGGUAUAAUUACUGCUUCUGGUGCAAAUGCGCUUACCCGGACGACGCGAUGGAGGGCUGUCCGGGCCUGACGGAGGAGGAUCACGAUUGAUUGAUUGAUUGGAUGAUGAUAUAUAUUAGGUACCUACCCGCCUAACGCAUUGGCAUAGUAUAGAUCUGACUACGGGCUAUGUCACUAAUAGGUAAUUAAGGCCUCCCAACUGUCCCAUCUCUGGUCAGAUUUUGCCCAGAUCGUAUAGUCGAAUCCACGCCAUGUGGCAUCAGGAGGAUAUUAAAUACGGAUGCCGACGAUCCUUCAGGAAGAAAGAAAAGGUGAUCUUUAAGUUCUAAGUGAGUUUGCAAUGCUAGUCACAAUAACUACUGCUAAAACCAAACUUGGGGCUCAUCACUCGGCACAUAUCACACUAACAAUGUACCUAACUAUCCGAGAAAGGGGCACACGGCUUCUACCCGGUGCAUUAUUCUCCUAGGCCUGCAGCUAACUUUACCGUGAAGUCGAGGCCCGAGAGAAUCGACCUUAGGUUAGUUAAUAAUCAAGCCUUAUUUUUCAACCCCAGCACCGUAUUAGUAUGAGUGAUUUUU
This is a messenger RNA of Daldinia caldariorum, 2128 nucleotides long. RefSeq lists its product as uncharacterized. Gene Ontology annotation, cellular component: kinetochore. The record is from RefSeq and is a predicted model, not a curated record. Gene Ontology annotation, molecular function: nucleic acid binding. Lineage: Eukaryota; Fungi; Ascomycota; Sordariomycetes; Xylariales; Hypoxylaceae. The coding region runs from base 588 to 1637 and encodes 349 amino acids. The transcript has a single exon.